Messenger RNA from Caenorhabditis sp. 36 PRJEB53466, 4845 nucleotides. The record is from the annotation of a GenBank genome assembly. NCBI's taxonomy places the organism in Eukaryota, Metazoa, Nematoda, Chromadorea, Rhabditida, Rhabditidae.
AUGACCACUAAAUUCUGUCGGAUUUUGCUAAUAUUUGGUAAGAUAAAUAAAGAAGAUGAAAAAGUUGAAGCAAUGAAGGCCUAAUUGGUUUGGUUUGCAGGUAUUUACGUGGCAAUUAGUCGCGCGCAAUCAGUCGAAGACGACGUUUUUCACUUCACGAACCCGUCGCAAGGCAAUGCCGUCUGGAUACUUGACGAAUCUAGUUUACCCUGGACCGGCGGUUAUCAGUUUUUAAGGUACCUAACUUUAAUUGUAUAAUAUAUGUACAUACUCUCUCGUUUUCCUUUUCUGGGUGGUUAAAUUCAUUGAAAUGUGACCACCUUUAGCGGCGAAAGCGGAAAUUACUUCACCCCACGGAAGUGGUAAGGUAAUCCCGUACGCGUUCCUACUAGAAAUUCGAAACGAACCCCCUAACUCCUAACUGGAAGUGAAGUUGAACAUCAAGACGGAAGUUUCAUUACAAUUUCAGGUCAAUCUCUGGAAUGCCAACCACCCUUCUCUCAAUUGUGGAUAGUUCCACAGGUGUCACACUUGGUCAAUGUGUGGCUCCUCAAGGUAUGAGCCCUCGACAUGUUUGGAUGCAGAAGUUCGUAAUAUCAGUUCUUACAGAUCCAUCUGGAAACUUCUCAAAACGAUGGGAACGGUUCAGCUGGGAACUGACCGCGUCCGGCCUGGAUUGCACAUUCGAGCACGGAGCUGCUAAUCGAGUAGAGUUCACGCCAAGCUCCAACCCACGCACCUUCUCGAUCCGCAUCCAAUCAGGUAACCCCGCUAGAAAUCAUUUGCCUUCACUCUCGUUCGUUAUCCCUCUUCCAACAUGCCAAGGUCAAUGUUGACACUAAUCUCGGAGAGGAGUCUUUUCAAAAUUUGCGGUCCGAUACCAUGACAUGAUGAGUGAGAUAUUUGCAUUGAGCACAACAACACACACAGAUGUUGUGUUGGAAAAGAACGGGGAGAAAAAUGUUUUGUUGUUCGUCAAGUGGAUCCACCGCCGGGGGGCCACCAUCGUCGGGUGUUUUUUGUUCUUAUCCUUCCCAUCCAUUCCGAGAAUUUUUUCAACAUCCCGCACAAAGAUCAAAAAGUAACUAUAGGCUAAUUGUUACAGUAACCGGACCAGCAUGCCUACGCGAUAUGGUCGUCCAGACGGAACAAGCCACCGGGUGCCCACCGCAUCUCUCCAGGAACUCGUUCACCGCCAACGCUCUCAAUUGUUCUUGCCCGUACUUGGACGCGGCUAACGAGGACGGUGAGAAUGGUAAGUUCAGAGACGUAAUACCUAAUACCUCCUAAUCGCAUUUCUCAAAACGCACUGGUCUUUUUUCUUCACAAACUCCUGUUUGCUUUUCGGACAGUGAAAACGGAACAGGACCGUUAUUAUUAUUUCGUAAAUAAAUAAAUAACUGUGAAAUGAAACGGAACACAGACGCACACACUUUUUGCACUUGAGUAGGCCCACUCAUGUAUAGGCAUGUGUGUGUGUGUGUUCCGGCUCGUUGCAUGACCAACCAAUACACAUGAACUUUCAGAGAAUGAGGACGUCGACAUGCUUGCUAACACACCACAGUUCCCAUUAUUCAAGGUUUGUUUACUUUUUCACAGUUUAUUAUUGGAAGUAAUAUGACACUUGUUUACACAUUACUCCGGAUGAGCAUCUCUAAACAUUCCAGGGAAUUGACCCUUCUGUGCUCGGAGGUGCUAGCUCAAAUCAAGGCUUCAACCCGACCCCACAAUGGACGCUUGCUCCGUCACCGUGCGCUGGAUACCAUUGCCACAACAACGGAACGUGUCUAGUGUCUCAGGAAGGCAGUGCCACAUGCCUUUGCCGUAACGGCUUUACCGGAGACCAUUGCGAGUUGGACGUGUGCUCCUCAGUUCCAUGCCAGAACGGCGGAGUUUGCCGAUCGAAUAAUGGAAUUGCAUAUUGUGAAUGCCCGCCAGCAUUUACCGGAUUGUUGUGCGAAUCGGUACGUGAUUAUGCAUUUCUUGUCCUAAUACUCCAAUACCCGCCAUUACAGUCGCACACAGAAGCCUCAACAACUCCAGAAUGCAAACCGGAAUGCACGAAUGGCGAAUGUGUGCUCAAGGAUGGUCAAGCGCAGUGCGAGUGCCGUCAGGGCUUCACCGGCGCCAACUGCAACGUACUUGACGUUUGUCUCGGGUAUGUAUGUACGGUUCAUUACGAAAUCAUCGUUUGGAAUUUCAAAUCGAGGCGGAUAAGACACUCGACUGUCAAGUCGUUCACUUCACUCAUUAGACCCCCGCUCCUUCCUUUAGCGUGAGGUGACAACUUGAGAUGUUUGUUUUUGUCCGAGCGCGCGCGAAGCUUGCGGUCAGAGGUGCACACGAAAGAGAUAGAAAGCUUAUGGACGAGUAUUAGAGCAUUGCGGAAUGGAAUGAUGGUCUUGGUAGUUGCGGCGGGUGCAAGUGCACAUCGGGGGCUUUAAUCUGGACACUCGUCAGAUUAACGAACUUAUCUGAUUUUUUGACUGUCUUUCGGAAUAGACUGGAACAACAACUGAUUAGUACUGAUUAGUUUGGAACUGUACCACUGAUACUGUAAAAGAGUAGUUUUAUGAUAAGGUGACCGCACUGGUUGUAAAACGGUAGAUUGUAUCUUUUGAGAGCUUUCAGAUCCUGAGGAACUGGACCAAUUAGAUCAUCUUUGCACUGAAUCUGAAAAUCCUAGCUCAAGUUUCAAGUAGACCAGCGCACUACUUUUUGCCCUUGUGUCUUGGUUGCGCUUUCUUUUGCGUUUCGUUUCAAAAGAAGAAGAAGCAGAAGUGAUUACACAACCUGAUGAAUCUAGAGAGGUCCAAAGAGAAAAAGCGCGCUGGGGCGAGCGCACACACACACGACAACAAUGACCUGUCUCCUUCUCCCUCUGUGCUGGUCACUUUUAUUUGCUCUCAUUUCAAAACUUUCGGCCUGCCUGUGCUCAAUUUUCUUAAGCGCAAUCCGAUCGUGUCUGUUUCGCCUCCGGUCUUCAUCACCAUCAUCAGCCCUAGCGGAACGGCUGGCCGGCACGGAAAAAUGGGAUAGAAGGAGAGAGAGAGCGAGAGAAGGACAGAGGGAAUGGGGCGGAAAACUCAUUUGAUGAUCGGAUUAAUUAGGAGAAAAGAUAAUCGCUCUCUUCGUUUCUUUUUUGAGAAGGGAUGACCAAGGAAUAAAAUAAAAUGCAUUGGUCGGAAUGCGCAGCGGACACACCCUUGUUCCGAUCACUAUAUUGUUGAUAAAGGGAGAAAAACCAAAAAGCAAAUUUUUUUCAGGGAUGCUGCGUGUUCAAUGUUUGGACCAACUGCCAAGUGUGUUCUUGAUGAUGACAUGGAUAAGAUGACCAGUGUGACGUUGAUGAAUGGAACUUAUGAUUGCCUCUGCCCACAUCCGAUCCAUGGACGUACGUGAAAAUCUCCAAAAAGAAGCAACUGAACCAGUUUUUUUUUCAGAAUUCGUGGAUUGCAUGCAACUUCACGCCCCAUCAGCGACCAGUGUUCAGCCAACGGAACCUGUCGAGAACAAUGCUAGUGUAACACCUUCGUUCCCAGUUUUGGAGAUUUCACAAGUACCAACUGGUGCACCAACUGUGCAGACCGUGGCAACAACCACCACUAUUCCUCCACUUCAUACGACAGAACAAGCUCUAAAUCCUUCAGAACCAUCCGGUAAGACUUCACAACUGUUAAAAAAAAAACUAUGAUUCUGAGUUUUCAGCUGGAUUCACAGUUACCCGGGAACCAUUGAGACCACUGGAUGUCAGCUCCACUCUCCCACCACCAUUCAACCAACACAUUAUUACUGCUGGAGAACAACAAUGGCAUCAGAACACCCAGCAAACAUUCGCCACACAACAACCAGUUGCGCCACAGACCAUGACCACCUUCAUCUUCCCACAAACCCCUGAAACCACAACCUUGGCUCCAACCACUCAACAGACUCCUGUACACAAGUUUGUGUCGCCAAACAUGCCGAAUGAGAAUGAGGAAGAAGAGGAAGAGGAGACGACCGAGGAGACGGAGGAGACUUUCCCGACGCCAAGUACCAUACAGGUUGAAACCACCUCGACCGCUCCUUCUUCCACUUUCGAAACUUCUACUCAGUUUGUUACCACGCCUGUACCAUCUACGACUACCGAAUUAGAGGAGGAGGACGAGGAUGAUGACAUGACGACAGAAGAUGUCACUGAGAGCACUACUACAGAGUUUGUGCCACCAUCCACUGCAGGAUCUACGCCGACGCCAACAACGACUAUGGAGGAAGAGGUGACUGAGAGCGAAACCGAAGGAACGACUCAGGAAGAGACAGAGUCUGAGGAGCUUCUGACCACAACUCAAACUAGUCUGCCAUUCUGGAUGACCACGACAAAGCAGGGAGGUCAACCCACUCCAAUAGACAUUGAACCACACUUACAACCGGAUGAGUUUGAAACUAGCACGGAAAGAGUUGUGGAGGAGGGAAGUGAGGAAGAGACAACGACAGGUAAGCAAGCUGAUCUUACAAUAUCUAGUAACUAAAUUAUUUUUCAACAGAACCAAACGAAGUGUCGACGCCAUCCGACGUCAUCCACCACCACACCUCAAAUGGUAAACAGUCAAGCGCGGCGGCCAGCUGGAUUAUCGCUAUUAUCGCUUUGAUCGGUAUCACUCUCCUUUGAUCAAUCAACAAUUUGUACCCACUAAUUUUUCAGUGCUUGGCCUACUGUUGCUCGCCACAAGUUUGUUCAUCCUCCGAUACAUCCGACAGUCACGUAAACUGCACGGCAAGUACAAUCCGGCACGCGAGGAGCAUAACCUGUCGGCCGCCUACGCGAUGCCCAUGUCGCACAUCGCCAAGGAAGAACGACUUAUUUAG